Molecule: messenger RNA, 1003 nt
Organism: Gossypium arboreum
Lineage: Eukaryota; Viridiplantae; Streptophyta; Magnoliopsida; Malvales; Malvaceae
Exons: 5
Coding region: 332-649 (105 amino acids)
Source: RefSeq, a predicted model, not a curated record
UUUACAAAUUCAUAUUGGGUUUUGGCGCCCAAAUGGGAUCCGAGCCGGUGAAAUAGAGGAGAAAAAAAAGAGUCGAAAAUUCGUAAAAUCGGCGAACAAUGGAAGUAGAAGUAGACGAGGAAGAACUAAAAUCGGCGGGAGCCGACUUUUUGUUUUUCCAUGGACGGGAGAUCGAUUCUCGUAACCGCUUGAUUCUCAGCUUAUUGGCUCUCCAAUAAUGGGAACAAAGACUCCAAACUUCGCCACUUUACCGGAAAUGAUAUUCGGUGAAAGUUGUUUGGUUCUCUUAAAGACGUCGCAAGCGGCAACGAUAUACGUUUCAAUGCAUUAGAUGCUUUUUCCGGUUGGAAACAUGAAGGUUUGCCUCCUGUUAAAGUCCCUUCUGCUGCUCAAUGGAAAUUCAGAAGUAAACCGUUCCAGCAGGAUAUUGGACUAUGACUGUGGAAGUGACAUGUUGAGUUUGAUUCAGACAAGAACCCAAGGGAAGAAAUUUCAGAGGGGAGCUCAGGCCUCCAUUGGGAGGAUUGCACACUGCGGCUUGAUGUCGCUGCGCUCACAUGAAAAGAACCAAUUCUUUUCUGUGAUGAGAUUGUGGGACACCUGCAUCCAUUGUGUUUUUGAUGGGAGUGCACAUCCUGCCAUUCUUUGAGAAAGCUGUUGGAAGGAAGGCACAUAUCAAUCUUUAUCUACUAAAGGUUAUCCUACUGAUUCUGCUGCAUAUGGUGAUCCAAGCAUCAGCAGCCAAAGGCUUCCUGUCAUCGUGCAUCUGACCCAAAAGCAUUUGUUCCCUGGUAACUUGUAGACUUUAAAUUGCCUUGUGCAACAAAUUUAAAUUCUUUGUAUAAUGUGGUCAUUGUGAAUUUUGAUCCAAAAGGGUCGAUUCAUUGGGCAAAAAAUCAGAGUUAAAAUCAUUUCACGUACCUUUAGCAAACUUUUUUUUUUUAAAAAUGUAAUUUUGGAUAUAAACAUAGUAAGAAUUCUCCAUCUCAUAUUGGUUUACAGU